Crotalus tigris (Tiger rattlesnake) is the source of this 4377-nucleotide messenger RNA. It is a transcript of the gene INTS3, whose product is annotated as integrator complex subunit 3. The coding region runs from base 678 to 3827 and encodes 1049 amino acids. The transcript is spliced from 31 exons. The record is from RefSeq and is a predicted model, not a curated record. Gene Ontology annotation, cellular component: cytoplasm. NCBI's taxonomy places the organism in Eukaryota, Metazoa, Chordata, Lepidosauria, Squamata, Viperidae.
ACACACUCGCUCGUCCCCCAGCUCUGACUUCCGGUCUUGUGCUGCUGGGUGGGGGGCGAGGCGGCGCACGCUCCCCCCUCCCUUUUCUCCCCCCCCCAGGCGUAGAGCCCCCCUCUUUUCUGUACCCCCUUUUCGUCGCCCCCGAAAAAGGGCGCAGCGCCUCCCGACAGGCUCCCCAGCCAGCCUCGCCGCUCAAGCCCCGCCUCCUGGGGCGGAAGCUCCGCCCCGGGAGCCCCCAGCCCCCUAAGCCCCGCCCCUUAGGAGCAGGACACCCCCCCCCUUGGCCGAUCAACCCCUGAAAGACUCCCCCAAUUCAGUGGUUAAACACAACCUACUAUAGACCCCCCCCCCAUAGUAGCUGGAGUCCCCUCCCCAAAUAGGGAGCCCCCUCUAUUGCCCCCCAAGCUGAAAAGUGGGCCUGCCCCCCCCAAGCAGAGAGAGAAGUGGUGUCCAUGUGGCGAGAGGGGGGGGUUAGGCUAGGGCCCCCCUUGUCUGCACCCCCCCACUGACCCCUCCCCUCCAGGGGGUGCUCUCCAUCCUCCCCCAAAAGCCUGGGGGGGUGAGUGGGGGGGUCCCCUGUUUCUUGCCCCCCUCCUCUUCCUAACCCCCCCUGGGGGAGAGGACAGAGGCAGGCUUGCUGAGGGGCAGGAAGGGGGGACGCCCCCCUCUCCCCUCCCAUGGAGAUGCAGAAGGGGAAAGGGGGCUCGGGGGCUGCGGCUGGGGGGGCUGCAGGAGGAGCAGGAGCAGGGAAGCUGCUGAUCUACACCAGCCUGGAUGGCAAGGAUGAGUUGGAAGAGAAAGUCGCAAAAGGGGAUCGCGUGACCCCGGGCGAUGCAGCGACCGUCAUAAAUAGGCUGGAAAGAUGCAUGGGGACGGUGUCCUCUCUGACCAGCGGGCUCUCCGAGAGGGAGGCCAACGACGCCUUGAAUGCCCACGUGUGCAAAGGAUCCCCCCAGCACGAGGAGGUCUGCCUGGGUCUUUUCACCAUGAUCCUGACGGAGCCCGCUCAAGCACAGAAGAGUUACCGAGACCUGGCCUUGGUGAGCCGAGACGGGCUGACCACCGUGUUGACCAAGAUGAACCAGAUCCUCAUGGAGAAAUACCUAAAGCUGCAAGACUCCUGCCGUACCCAGUUGGUUUGGUUGCUGCGCGAGAUGGUGAGGAGUGGGAUUCUCGGCAUCGAUGGGAAUUGCAUGACGUUCAUGAAACAGAUCGCAGGUGGAGACGUCACCUCCAAGAAUAUCUGGCUGGCUGAAAACAUCCUUGACAUACUGACAGAACAGAGGGAGUGGGUGCUGAAAAGCGCGCUGCUGAUUGCCAUGUCGGUGUACACCUACCUGCGCCUCAUCGUGGACCACCACGGCUCCCCAUCCCUGCAGGCCCUCCGCCAAAAGGAGGUGGACUUCUGCAUUUCGUUGCUCCGAGACCGGUUUAUGGAUUGCUUCAUGAUCGGCCGGGAUCUGGUGCGGCUCCUGCAGAGCGUGGCCCGGAUUCCGGAGUUCGAGCAGCUUUGGAAAGACAUAAUCCAUAAUCCACAGGCCCUGAGCCCCCAGUUCACAGGGAUGUUGCAGCUUCUGCAGUCAAGGACGUCCAGGAAAUUUUUAGCCUGUCGCCUCACCCCAGAUAUGGAGACCAAGCUGCUUUUUAUGACCUCCCGGGUCCGUUUGGGUCAACAGAAGCGGUACCAAGACUGGUUCCAGCGCCAGUACCUCUCCACCCCGGAUAGCCAGUCCCUGAGAUGCGACCUCAUCCGUUACAUCUGCGGGGUGGUCCACCCGUCCAACGAGGUGCUCAGCUCCGACAUCCUCCCCCGCUGGGCCAUCAUUGGCUGGCUGCUGACCACCUGCACGUCUAACGUGGCUGCUUCCAACGCCAAACUCGCCUUGUUUUACGACUGGCUGUUCUUCAACCCCGACAAGGACAGCAUCAUGAAUAUCGAGCCCGCCAUCUUUGUCAUGUACCAUUCCAUGAAACCUCACCCGGCGAUCACGGCCACUCUGCUGGACUUCAUGUGUCGGAUCAUUCCGAAUUUUUAUCCCGCGCUGGAAACUCACGUCCGCCAAGGGGUCUUCAACUCGCUCACCCACAUCGUGGAGAAGCGAGUCUUGGCACACCUGGCUCCUCUUUUCGAUAAUCCGAAGCUGGACCGGGAACUCCGAGCUAUGCUUAGAGAGAAGUUUCCAGAAUUCUGCUCCUCUCCUUCUCCUCCGGUCGAAGGCCCCGCAGUCAAAGUCGAGGAACCGGCGGCCGCAGAGCUGGACAAUCACAUGUCUGACCGAGACGACAGCUGCUACGACCAGGCCGAAGCCGCCUUCAGCGACGAUGAGGAAGAUCUCAACAGCAAAGGGAAGAAGAGGGAGUUCCGUUUCCACCCCAUCAAGGAAGCCGCAGUGGACAUCUCCCCCUUCCUGGAGCAGCUGGACGAGUCCCUCAAAGACAAGAUCCUGCUCCUACAGAAGGGGAGCGAUACGGAAGCCCAGUGCGAAGCUAUGCAAGAAAUUGUGGAUCAAGUCUUGGAGGAGGAUUUUGACCAGGAGCAACUCUCGGUCUUGGCCUCCUGCUUGCAGGAGCUGUUCAAAGCUCACUUCCACGGGGAGGUUUUGCCGGAAGAAAUCACGGAAGAGUCUCUGGAAGAAUCCGUAGGAAAGCCGCUUUACUUAAUAUUUAGGAACCUUUGCCAGAUGCAGGAGGACAACAGCAGCUUCUCGGUCCUGCUGGACCUGCUGUCGGAGCUGUACCAGAAGCAGCCCAAGAUCGGCUUCCACCUGCUCUACUACCUGAAGGCCAGCAAAGCGGCCGCCGGGAAGAUGAGCCUGUACGAGUCCUUUGCCCAGGCGACGCAGCUGGGGGACCUGCACACCUGCCUCAUGAUGGACAUGAAGGCCUGCCAGGAGGACGACAUCCGCCUGCUCUGCUACCUCACGCCCUCCAUCUACACGGAGUUCCCCGACGAGACCCUCCGAAGUGGGGAGCUGCUGAACAUGAUUGUCGCAGUCAUUGACUCGGCUCAGCUCCAGGAACUGGUGUGUCACGUCAUGAUGGGGAAUUUGGUGAUGUUCCGGAAAGAUUCGGUCCUUAAUAUUCUGAUUCAGAGCUUGGAAUGGGAGACUUUUGAGCAAUAUUGCACCUGGCAACUUUUUCUGGCCCACAACAUUCCGUUGGAAACCAUCAUCCCCAUCCUGCAGCAUCUGAAAUAUAAAGAACACCCGGAGGCUCUGUCCUGCUUACUGUUGCAGCUGAGACGGGAAAAGCCGACGGAGGAGAUGGUGAAAAUGGUGCUAAGCCGGCCGUGCCAUCCAGACGACCAGUUCACCACCAGCAUCCUUCGGCACUGGUGCAUCAAACACGAGAAUCACCUGAUAGAGCACAUCAAAUCCCUCCUGAUCAAGAACAACAGUCUGCCCCGGAAACGCCAAAGCCUUCGCAGCUCCAGCAGCAAACUGGCCCAGCUGACCUUGGAGCAGAUCCUGGAACAUCUGGAUAACCUCCGCCUGAACCUGGCCAACACCAAGCAGAGCUUUUUCAACCAGCCCCCCAUUCUCCAGUCCUUGCAACACGUCCAGUGCAGCUGUGACGAAGCCCACAAGAUGAAGUUCAGCGACCUCUUCUCCCUGGCCGAGGAGUACGAAGACUCGUCCAGCAAACUGCCGAAAAGCCGACGGAAGGCGGCCCUCUCCAGCCCCCGCAGCCGCAAGAACGCGGCCCAGCAGCCGCCCAACGAGGAGGAGUCGGCCUCCAGCAGCGCCUCGGAAGAGGAAGACACCAAACCGAAACCCACCAAACGGAAGCGGAAAGGAUCCUCAGCUGUUGGCUCAGACAGCGACUGAGGGGGGGGGCUCUGGGAGUCCCUAUGGCGGGGCCCACCCCUGUGCCAACCCCCCCUCCCAAAGCUGCCCUUUUGGGCAAAGGAACUGCCCAGCCCCCAGGUCGAAUCCAGAUCCGGCCAGGCCAGGCGGACACAAUCGCCGGAGAAGGACGAGGCUGCGGAGUGACGCUCUCCCCUGGCAGGGGGUCCUCUUGGGGGGGGGGCUCCAUCCCUGCCAGAAAAAUGGGUGGUCUGCCCACGGGGGGACACACCCUCGCUGUGCCCACCCCCCACUUCAGCUGGCUGGCUUCCGUGGGGCAGUAACAGCGGCAGCGAAGGGAGGCCAAAUCCAGAAACCAGAUCAAGAAAUGGAGCCCAGUUUUGUUUCCGAGAUGUAAAUAAACUGUGUGAACUGCUGUGAUCACCAAUUGGUGCUUCUCCCAAGGAAAACCUGGAGGAGGGAGGGCUUCCUUUUGGGGGGGGGGGAACAGCCUUGCGAGAUCUUCCCCAGCCAAGCCAGGCCCGAUUUUUCUCUGUCCGUGUUUGCUUCAAAUAAAAGGCAUUUUAUUCUU